AAGUUUCCAUCCACCUUAACUUUCUUGAUCGCUUCCUCCUCCCCCAUCCUGCCAAACACAGGACCGUGCCAUCAGAAGACCGCCCACCGAACACACCAGCCAAGACCCCUUUCCGCCAAAAAAAAUAUUUAAGACAGACUGCAUUCACAGAUUGACGUUCAUUCAACACAGCCAUCGGAUCGGGACUUGCCCGAGUGCUCUCAGAUCGCUGCUAUCCGGUGUGACUGACUGCCAGUGGCCGCGAUGCUCGGGAUGCUAAAUAACAGAGCUGCGUCGCUCACCCUUCUGCUUUUCAUCGUCCUGUGCCUCACCAACGUAGACCAUGGAGUGCAGGCUGGAAACUGCUGGUUACAGCAAGCGAAAAACGGCAAAUGCCAAGUCCUCUACAUGACUCGGGUCAGCCGGGAGGAGUGCUGUAAGAGCGGAAGGCUCGGCACGGCGUGGACAGAAGACGAUGUGCCGUCCAGCACCCUGUUCAGAUGGAUCAUCUUCAACGGCGGGGCUCCUGGGUGUAUGCCGUGCAAAGAAACGUGUGACAACGUGGAUUGCGGUCCAGGUAAACGAUGCAAGAUGAACAAGAAGAAUAAGCCUCGGUGUGUCUGUGCACCCGACUGCUCCAACGUUACUUGGAAGGGCUCAGUGUGUGGGACUGAUGGAAAAACGUACAAGGACGAGUGCGCCCUUCUGAAGGCGAGAUGCAAGGGCCAUCCCGAGCUGGAAGUCCAGUACCAAGGCAAAUGCAAAAAGACCUGCAGGGAUGUGUUGUGUCCGGGCAGCUCGGUGUGUGUGGUGGAUCAGACGAACAGUGCUUACUGUGUGACAUGUAACCCGAGGAUCUGCCCGGAGCCCAGCGGUCCCGAGCAGUAUCUGUGCGGCAACGAUGGGAUCACAUACGCCAGUGCCUGCCAUCUCAGACGGGCCACAUGCCUGCUGGGCAGAUCCAUCGGAGUAGCCUACGAAGGGGCAUGUAUAAAAGCAAAGUCAUGUGAAGACAUACAAUGUAGCUCUGGGAAGAAGUGUCUGUGGGAUGGACGGCUAGGCAGAGGUCGCUGUGCUGUGUGCGACGUGUGUCUGGGUGGACGUUCAGACGAGCCAGUCUGUGCCACUGACAACACCACCUAUCCCAACGAGUGUGCGAUGAAAAAUUCUGCCUGCAUCUCUGGCACCAUCCUGGAGAUCAAACACACCGGAUCGUGUAAUUGAAUCUGCCCAAAUGCCUGACCAUUGAUUCUUCAGAACUCACUUCAGUAAUGGUAUUCUAUAAAAUUAUUUCAUAAUAGCAAAUGUCAUAAACUUCAUUCUCAGGUCACAAUAAAAAGAUUAUUGUGGCUGUUCAGAAAGAGCUUUCAAACAUGCACUGAGGUUCUGCGCUGUUGUGAUCCUUAUUUAUACAACAGCUACCAUAUAUUCCCCCAUAGCCAUAACUGAAGAAGACGAAGAUGAAGAUGAUGAUCAAGAAAAUAACACCUUUCCUCAAUCUUCGUUUCUGAUCUGGUAAUUUCUCCACCUGUGGGAAGAGGAAGGAUUCACUGUACUUAUCUGUAAAUAUGUUUUACGCUUAUUUAUUUUGAAGAAGUAUACAUAGUUGAGUCCCGUAGAUUUUUAUUUAUACUGUCAUGUUUUUAUAAUUUAUACAUAAAAUUGGUUAACUAUACCUGUUUUGAAGAAAUAUAUUCGUCAGAAGAGCAGUGUUAUCGUUAAUUUAUUGUGACGUAUGAUGUCUGUAAAGUACACCUUUUUCUUGCAAACUGUAAAUUGCAUUCCUAUAGCUGUAAAUGUGCCUUGUCAUUUUGGUUUUGUUACAACAAUUUUUAGCUGUAUCACCUGCAUGUUUUCCCUGUAUAUUUAUUUAUUGGAAUAUGUUACACACUGAUGUAAAUAAGGCUUCAGAUAUUGUUUACAGCGUGUCAUAUAACUGACCAAAUGUGCCAUUUUUGGAACUUGUUGUCAACUGGAAAUGUUUUGCAGCUGCGUGGUAAACUAUAAUUUCAUGGCCGUUUGUAAUCUCAAUUGCUCCAGUAGUCAUGUCUGUAAAGGUGUUAACAUAAUGCUAACAGUUCAGGUUUUCAUUUUGCUAAAAAAAAUAUGUUGCGAAUGCAAUUUUAUAUUUUCGAACAUGACAGUUUUAAAUUCAUCUAAAUAUAUAGUUUUGUACUUUUUUCUAUCAUGUAAAUGUGCAGUGUAUAUAAAAGGUAAUAAUGUGGAUUUGUAAAUACAUAAUGAAUAAAACAAUAAAAAGCCAUAGGAAUUUCCAUUUUACACUGUUCCCCUGUCUGAAUAACCCUGCCACAAGAAUUAAAGUUCUGAAAUGGAAUAUAAGGGAAUCUUGGUUUUCU
Messenger RNA from Callorhinchus milii (elephant shark), 2336 nucleotides. It is a transcript of the gene fsta, whose product is annotated as follistatin a. Gene Ontology annotation, molecular function: protein binding; activin binding. The record is from RefSeq and is a predicted model, not a curated record. The transcript has 6 exons. Gene Ontology annotation, biological process: cell differentiation; negative regulation of activin receptor signaling pathway; multicellular organism development. Bases 244 to 1203 code for a protein of 319 amino acids. Lineage: Eukaryota; Metazoa; Chordata; Chondrichthyes; Chimaeriformes; Callorhinchidae.